GAGACAUCUGUGCCUCCUUUAUCUUAUCCAUUAUUUCUUCCAUUUUUACUUCAUCGUAUUCAAAGUCCACAGCGCAGAGCCAGAAAUGGCUCUCCUCCAGCUUCACUUCAAGAUUACCACCACUUCCUCCGCCAUCCCCGCCACCGGGCUCCUGUCCUCUAUUUCACCCGCGAUUCCCCUGAAUUCUUUCUCCAGGUUGUGCCGAAACCAUCCUUUUGCUGUGCUUCCAAAAUCAACUGGUGGAUGCAAGGUUGACUACAAACCAUGUUCUCUGAUGAAAGCGAGAAGGGACACACUAAUCGCAAAGGCUGCUGAUGUUGCAGAUGCUGGUUCAUCUGAACCUUCUUCUGAGAGCGAGGAUGAAGAAAACAUUCCAAUUCAGAACCUUCCUCUGGAAUCCAAGCUCCAGCUAAAGCUCGAGCAGAAGUUGAAGAUGAAAUUGGCGAAGAAGAUCCGGUUACGGAGGAAGAGGCUGGUCAGGAAACGUCGGUUGAGGAAGAAAGGCCGAUGGCCGCCAUCAAAGUUGAAGAAAAACAAGAAUGUCUAACGUACAUUUGGAGAGCCAUCUUGCAGGUUUAUUGUUUUUGAUUCCUGCCAACUGUAAUUCAGCUUUUUGAAACUUCCAGUUAACCAGUUCUGAUAUGUACUAUUUCGACUGUGAUAUUCAACAACUAUCUCAUCACUUGGGUGAAAUUAAAUCUUGUUUAAAAUGGCUUCUGAGAAUCAUCUAUUUACUAAACUGAAUCAAAUUUCCUUGUAUGCUCGAUUGUGUUGUAAACUCCAGUGUUCAAACUGUUGAUAGUAUCAUUGUACAUCAUGUGCUUUUGAGUGAUCGGCUAGAAAUUCAUUUAUCUCUUAUCAUUUUGAAGCUGUAUGAUCU
Oldenlandia corymbosa var. corymbosa is the source of this 880-nucleotide messenger RNA. The record is from the annotation of a GenBank genome assembly. Lineage: Eukaryota; Viridiplantae; Streptophyta; Magnoliopsida; Gentianales; Rubiaceae.